Molecule: messenger RNA, 875 nt
Organism: Periconia digitata
Lineage: Eukaryota; Fungi; Ascomycota; Dothideomycetes; Pleosporales; Periconiaceae
Source: the annotation of a GenBank genome assembly
CUUCGUUAUACCUCACAAUCGAGUCCGGCGACUCGCGUAGUAGUCAGUGGUGGGGAAAGCAUCCUCAACCGGACCCACUGCCGAAAACCGUAUCGGAGCAUUGCGCAAUCGACCAUUCUGCCGUGGAGAAUAUGUCAUCUGAGGAACAUGUCAAGAUAUUCGUCCACGAACGCUAUUUCCAGAAGUAUUCGGUUGAUCGACGAAUCUAUUGUGUCCCUGUAGACGAGGACGAAGAAAAUCGACUCGAAACACAACACCAGAUUUUACUCAAGUACUUCAAUGAUCGACUUUUCCUUGCGCCCGUUGACUAUCCGGAAAGGGUCCUCGACUGUGGAUAUGGGCAAGGACAUUGGGUUGUUCAGUUUGCGGAAGAGUAUGACGAGAGUGAGGUUCUUGGCAUUGACAUAUUCACACCCAACCUUCCAGAACAACCGGAGAAUCUCGAGUUGUCUGGUUAUAAUCUCAACGAUAGGCUUAACGAUGCGGGUUUGUUCGAAAGAAAUGCGUACGAUUUGAUCCAUUCCAGAUUUGUGGGACCGGGGAUCAAGAGUAAUCGAUGGGAAUCUUACAUACAGGACAUGAGGAGGUUGCUGAAGCCGGGUGGAUGGGUGCAGAUGAUGGAGUACUACCCCAACAUUCAAUCCGAUAGUGGCCUUUUGUCCGAUCAGUCGGCGCUUACACGGUGGUGGACGACGUACGCAAAUGCUAUGGAACGUUCGAAUCGCGAUCCUCGAAUUGGACAGAGACUGCAGCCUCUUUUGACUGGGGCUGGCUUGAGGAAUGUGCAUGGAGCUAGAAUUUCUUUACCCAUAGGUGCUUGGCCUUCAGGUAUUUCUUUCUUCUCUUCCUCUUUCAACCCCCGAAUUUAUCCGUAA